UCCCCGCCACACAAGCGUACUUUCGUGGCUGCCGAGCGGUUUGAUGACGCUGUAGUCUUUGUUAGUCGGUUUUUCAAUGGCACUUCCUCCGUCUCCUCAGGCACUACAAACUCCACUGUAACGUCCUUACUACCAGAUAUUCCCGAUCCUCAGCCUCCCUCCCAGUUGCCUUUUUCGCCGAUGCCGAUUACAACUGCAACGACAACAACCAACACAAUUAAUAUAACAGAUCCAACCCCUUCGCAUAUACAUUUAUCCGGCGAUCAGCCGAGACCACGUUUGUAUGUGCUUUCACCACAUGGACUUUUGAUUGGAAUGCUCUGGAUUGCCUACAUACCUGGAGUUAUUUACCUUGUCCUCACCCAAACUGCAUGGCUCAUAUAUUUUAUGAUAGCUAAUCUCACUUUUGCCGGCAUACAGUUGACCAAAGGCGGCGUCGAUCUCUUGGCAGCAGAAUGGGCUGGCUUUCCUUUUUGUCGAGCCAAUACCGAUGAUCAUGCUCCUACUUGUUCCGAUGAAAGCAACAGCAUAGCC
Protopolystoma xenopodis is the source of this 534-nucleotide messenger RNA. The record is from the annotation of a GenBank genome assembly. NCBI's taxonomy places the organism in Eukaryota, Metazoa, Platyhelminthes, Monogenea, Polystomatidea, Polystomatidae.